UUAUGACAAUAAAUUGAGCGAAUAGUUGACUCAUCGAUGGAAAAUCCGCAAAUUCACUUUUAUUCGUCCUUCUAAACAAAUCGUGUGUCAUAGAACAUUCGGAGUGGUCAUUGGAUUGGCGGCUAAAUUUGACAUUGCAAAAAGUAAACAACAAUCAAAAGAGACUAAAACUUGAUUAUUUUGACUCGUUCGGAGAAUGUUGUGUACAAAAUAAACGGUUUUGUGUGAAACGAAUAAGGAAGCGUGUAUAUUUACAUCAACAAAAAUUGAAAGAGAAAGUCAUUCGUGAAGAUGAAACUAAUCGCAAAAAAUGUCGAUAAAGGCAUGCAAGGGUCGGUGGCACUUGUGCCAGAAGAACCAGAAGAUAUGUGGCAUGCAUACAAUUUGAUUAGCGAAGAUGAUUACGUUCGAUCAACGACAAUUAGAAAGGUGCAAAAUGAAACGGCGACCGGUUCGUCGAGUAGCAGCCGAGUGCGUACCACCCUCACCAUUUGUGUCGAAAGCAUCGAUUUUGAUACACAGGCGUGUGUGCUGCGUUUGAAAGGGCGGAAUCGCGAAGAGAAUCAAUAUGUCAAGAUGGGUGCCUAUCACACACUGGAUCUGGAAUUGAAUCGAAAGUUUGAACUGACAAAACGUGAAUGGGAUACGAUAGCCUUGGAACGCGUUGAUAUGGCUUGUGAUGUUACACAGAAUGCAGACUUAGGUGCCGUUAUUAUGCAAGAAGGACUGGCUCAUGUGUGCCUGAUAACCUCGAGUAUGACAUUGGUGCGUAGUAAAAUCGACAUGAAUAUUCCACGAAAGCGAAAAAAUAAUGCCAAAGGACACGAAGUCGGUCUUACGAAAUUCUAUGAAGCCGUUCUGCAGAGCAUUUUACGUCAUAUCAAUUUCGAUGUUGUUAAAUGUGUACUAAUCGCUUCACCGGGCUUUGUUAAGGAUCAAUUCUUUGAAUACCUCAAUCAACAGGCUGUUAAAACUGACAAUAAGGUGCUUCUGGAAAAUAGGAGUAAAUUCUUGCUUGUUCAUGCCUCAUCAGGAUUCAAGCAUUCGUUAAAAGAGGUGCUUCAAGAUCCAGCAGUACAGUCAAAACUGUCCGACACAAAGGCAGCAUCUGAAGUGAAGGCGCUAGAGCAAUUCUAUCAAAUACUCCAAACUGAACCAGCUCGUGCAUUUUAUGGAAAAAAUCAUGUGGUUAAAGCAGCUGAAGCACUAGCAAUUGAAACAUUACUGAUAUCAGACAAUCUUUUCCGAUGUAAUGAUGUGAACGUUCGAAAAGAGUAUGUAAAAUUAGUGGAAGAUGUUCGAGACGCCGGAGGUGAAGUGAAAAUAUUCUCCAGUAUGCACAUAUCGGGACAACAAUUGGCACAGCUGAGUGGGAUAGCUGCAAUUUUACGGUUUCCGAUGCCCGAGCUCGAGGAUGAAGACGAAACUGAAGAUAAUGACACACAAGACAGUGACUCUGACAAUUAACCAAUCACAUAUAAAUAUUUGAAUGCAACUGCCAAUUUGUUUUUUUUUUCAUCCAAAAUUUAUUCGCAAUCGAAUUGUAAUUUGAACUCUCGUUGCAUGCUGAACAAAAAAAUCAAGCAAAAAAAAAACAAAACAAAAAUCAAUAGGUUGUUGAUAACUUAAUUUAUUUUAUUCUAUUUUUUUUUAUUACGCGCCCAAUUGAGUUUCGAAUACUUUUUCUUGUAAUUAAAAUAUUGUAUAUAUUUACUUUUUAUGUAACAAAACAAAAGCAAAGAAGCAAAACAAUAAUAAAUGAAACGAUUCUAGAUUCUAAA
This is a messenger RNA of Sitodiplosis mosellana (orange wheat blossom midge), 1781 nucleotides long. RefSeq names its product protein pelota (gene pelo). NCBI's taxonomy places the organism in Eukaryota, Metazoa, Arthropoda, Insecta, Diptera, Cecidomyiidae. The transcript is spliced from 9 exons. Gene Ontology annotation, cellular component: cytoplasm. Gene Ontology annotation, biological process: RNA surveillance; nuclear-transcribed mRNA catabolic process, no-go decay; nonfunctional rRNA decay. The coding region runs from base 292 to 1467 and encodes 391 amino acids. The record is from RefSeq and is a predicted model, not a curated record.